Messenger RNA from Zea mays, 2326 nucleotides. The record is from RefSeq. NCBI's taxonomy places the organism in Eukaryota, Viridiplantae, Streptophyta, Magnoliopsida, Poales, Poaceae.
CCCACGCCAACGACGACCCAGCUGCUAGCUAGCUCCUCCUCCAGUAGCCGGAUCGGCGAUCGAUGGGUGGUCACGGCGACCACCAUCACCACCACCAGGAAGUUGGAGUGCUCGUCGACGACGACGGCGACGACGAGGAGCUCGAGCACCAGGGGAGGGCCUGCGGUGGCGCCACGAGCGGAGGAGUGGUGGAGCAAGGGGUAGGGGAUGGCGGCAGUGCUGGUCAUCAAGACGCUGCGGGCAUGGCGUUCGAGGCGAGCAUCAGCAGCGUGGGGAGCGUGAGUGCAGCAACGACCAUGGCGCCGCCCCAGAUCCUCUGCUGGCCACCGCCGCCGCAACAGCAGCAGCUCCAGCAGCACCAUAACCUCGGCGGUGGCCACCACCAGUCCCCGUUCUUCCCGCUCCUGCAGCCGCCGCCGCCGCCGCCGCCUCCCCCGCCGCAGCCGCCCUUCUUCGCCGACUUGUACGCGCGGCGCGCGCUCCAGCUCGCGUACGACCACCACCAUUCGGGCGGCGGCGGCGGCCCGUCCACGUCGUCGGACCCGCUCGGCCUCUACAUGGGGCACCCGCACCACCACCAGCAGCACGCCGGCCCAGGGAUGAUGAUGAUGAUGCCCCCGCCCUUCGCGUCCUCGUCGUCGCCCUUCGGGGACUUCGUCGGGCGGAUGACCGCGCAGGAGAUCUUGGACGCCAAGGCGCUGGCCGCGUCCAAGAGCCACAGCGAGGCCGAGCGCAGGCGCCGCGAGCGCAUCAACGCGCACCUCGCGCGCCUCCGCAGCCUCCUGCCCAACACAACCAAGACAGACAAGGCGUCGCUGCUGGCGGAGGUGAUCCAGCACGUCAAGGAGCUGAAGCGGCAGACGUCGGAGAUCACGGAGGAGGCGUGCCAGCUCCCCACCGAGUCCGACGAGCUCACCGUCGACGCGUCCAGCGACGAGGACGGCCGCCUCGUCGUGCGCGCGUCGCUCUGCUGCGACGACCGCGCCGACCUGCUGCCGGACCUCGUCCGCGCGCUCAAGGCGCUCCGCCUGCGCGCGCUCAAGGCCGAGAUCACCACCCUCGGCGGCCGCGUCAAGAACGUCCUCCUCAUCACCGCCGACGACAGCAGCGCCGCCGCCGGAUGCCACGACGACGGGGGGCGGCGGCGCCGGAUGACGACGACGACGACCGGCAGGAGGAGGCGGCGCCCGUGUCCGUGUCGUCGCAGCAGCACACGGUCGCGUCCAUCCACGAGGCCCUGCGCGCCGUCAUGGAGCGCACGGCGGCGGCGUCGGCCGCCGAGGACUCGGGAGCGGCCGCCGCCGGGCUCAAGCGGCAGCGCACGACGAGCCUUUCGGCGAUCCUAGAGAACAGCAGGUCCAUCUAGAAGCUAAUUAACAUAUAUCCACGCACCACCACCACUUCCACUUGAUGAGAUGUGCAAAAUUUAAAACGAAACAACAGUAGAACACAAACACCACAAUCUCUCGAUCAGAUGAGUUGGUCAUAAUACCAUAUAAUACCAACCAUGCAUGCAACUAGCUGGCGCUACUUACACGGAUCCAUGAUAAUGCAUGUUUGCCCGUCGUUAUCAGCAUCCACUACUUUUUUUUUAAAAAAAAAGUUUAUUCUCAUUUAUUUCUAGUCUUCCUCUCUUGUGCUGUGCAUGUAUUGAUCUGAUGAAUCGGUAGUAGUGUGUGCCUCUGCAUGCAUAUGGGUGGGAUAUCCUCGUCGUCAAUCAAACACAGCGAUUCGUUUUUCUUCUUUCUCUUAAUUACCAGCAAAUAAAUUAAAUCGUCAGUUCGAUCUUUGGACGUAGCAGAAGCUUGCAGUUGCAGGCAGCUAUAAUUGAGAGCAUUGAGUACGUACUACGUAGCAUGGCUUCGUAACUAGAUUAGCUGCUGGUUACGAUCGAAGUCAUGUAUAACUAUAAUUUAUUUAUAGUUCCUUUCUUGACAUUAGCAUUAGCGCUGGUUAUUAGUCAUGUACUACGUCCUACAAUGUAGAAGCUGCGGUUCAAUUCGGAUAUUCGGUAGUCAAGACAUAUUUCGUAGGAGUGAAUGAUAUUAUACUACAUACUGCCACUCUCGAUUUCCCAGCAAACGACAGGCACAUGGCAACACCAUCCAUCUUCGUUCAGAAUGGAAACUCUCCACUUCGACGUAGGUCUCUGCUGACUUGGCGCCGUCCCUUAUUAUACUGAGGCCAUUGAGUAGUAUAUGAAGCUGCACACUUCAGUCAUGAAUCUAAGGCCAUCCCCAAUGCUGGGGCUCAUAUAUACUUUUCAAGGGACACGAAAAAUAUUUUGUAUUUCAUUGAUGAAUGGAAUAGCACAUGCAUGCGCUGU